Messenger RNA from Prorocentrum cordatum, 396 nucleotides. Lineage: Eukaryota; Dinophyceae; Prorocentrales; Prorocentraceae. The record is from the annotation of a GenBank genome assembly.
AUGGAGGCGGUGGUGCUUCGGAGGCGCUCCUGCUGCAGGCGACUGCUUUUCUCGGGGACUCGGCUCGGCUCUUCGAGCUCGCCGUCCUCACCGUGGAUCGGCUGGUCGCACUGCAGCCUGUUCACCGAGCCAGUCGACAGCGACGCGGGGGAGGCCGCCGAGGAGAGCGUGUUCGCAAAGGUGGCCCAGAGGCGGCGCAUCCGCCGCAGCGUCACUGCCAAUCUCGGGCCGGGCCUUCCCACGCACAUCUUGCCGGCGGUGACGACGUCGAAGAUCCUGUCGCGUCGAGGGACGUGCCCGACGGGGAUGUGCCUCAGUGCAGACGGCAGCGCGGAUUUCUCUGCCGUGGAAGGCGUCCCGCGAUGCAUUUCAGGCUCGUCAUCGUCGUCGGACUGA